GCAGCGCUCCGCUCCAGAAGAGAGAAAACCCCACAAACUGAGCGAAGUCCCCCCACUGCUCGAUGUGACACCUCCAGACCCUCCUCUCCCCCGCUGCGGCUCAGUCGAAGAGUUCAUGACGGUUUCGGACAGCGACUCUCUCGCGCUCAUCAUGCCCGUCCCAGCGGAGUGCCGCAGCUCCACCGAGCCGGCCCGCUCAUCCUCGGCGUCGCUUGUCCCCGCCGCCCCGAUCAACACCCACCAGCCGGGGGUGGCCACCUCGCUGCUGUACAGCGGCUCGCAGUUCCGGGGCUACCAGAAGAGCAAAGGCAACUCCUACGACGUGGAGGUCGUUCUGCAGCAUGUGACCGUGGAGGACUCGUACUUGUGUGGCUACCUGAAGAUAAAGGGUCUAACUGAGGAGUAUCCCACUCUCACAACAUUUUUUGCUGGAGAAAUUAUAAGUCAAAAGAGGCCUUUUUUAACCAGGAAGUGGGACGCAGAUGAGGAUGUGGACAGAAAGCACUGGGGCAAGUUUCCACCUUUUUACAAAUAUGCCAAAAGCUUCAACUCGGACGACUUUGAUUAUGAAGCACUGGACAACAGUGAUUAUGUCUUCAUGAGGUGGAAGGAGCAGUUUCUGGUUCCAGACCAUACUAUCAAAGACAUCAGCGGUGCCUCCUUCGCAGGCUUCUACUACAUCUGCUUUCAGAAGUCCACAGCUACUAUCGAGGGCUACUAUUACCAUAGGAGCUCUGAAUGGUACCAGUCUCUUAUCUUAAACCAUGUUCGAGAGCACAGCGUGCCCAUUUAUGAAUUUCGGUGACAAAAAAAAACUCAGGUGUUCAGCAUGAAGUAAAGGACAGUUCACACUGCCCUGUGCUUAAAUGGGACGGGAACGACGGAGAGCUUAUGAUGCCAUGAAUAGGGGUGACCUGUUUCCUCACAGCAGGGGAAGUGAAGGCAGACAGUCUUCUGAUGGAGUGAAGGAAAGAUGGUGCAGCGAGACAGAAGACCUGAAGGCCAAAGACGGUUCUCACAGCUGCUGUAGAACUUGAUGUUUGUCCCGUAUUUCAUUUUUAAUUUCUUUCUCUGGACUGUUUUUAUUUUCAAUUUUGUGCAGCGGUUUUCUGUGCGCUCUCACAGAAUCUGUCUCCCUGUAGCUGGACAGCAAAACGGUUCCAGUUUUGCUUUCGCGGAGACAUUAUGAGCAUAAUCUGCCUUUUAGUUAAGAGUCACAUGAGAGUAAAGGUGUCAGAGGAGUUUUGCUCAGUAAGCUCUUUUUUUCUUUUAGAGUUUUUCAACAAAAGCAAUGAUGAGCAGUGAUCUACUUUUGUCUGUGAGACUAAGUCAUGGUCUGAUGAUCAGGGAGGAAAUGAACUAGAACUCGAAAUGAUCACCAAUAAAUAAUAAUUUCCAAGCUGCUGGGUUUUUCAAAGAUCCUCUAAUCAACACUGUCUCCACAAACAGCUAAUGGCUACACGCUGAAUUUUCGCUAUGCAAAACUCACUAAUGGAAGUUUUUUUUAAUUAUUUUACGUCUAUGCGCCGGUGGCAGCCAGUGGGUGGAGACAUUCUGUUUUCAGGUUGUUCCUCCAUUCUUCUGGGCUCAAUAUCUCAAGAAUACCUCGAGAGAAUCCUUUCAAAUUUGCAACAUAUAAUUAGAUUUUGGUGGAUCAAGGUCACGGUGGCCUCACAAAACGUGUUUGUCGCCUCGUGAACAGGAUAUCUCAAGUCUGCCUUUAGGAAAUUUCCGAUUUUGACCAGUUGGACUUAAAGAUGUUAGAUUUCAGUGGUGACCUCAUAUGUCUGGAAGAGAAAUAUACGUAGACUGAAACUGCACUGGUUGGCGGAGGCAUACAACCACAAAGCGGUAUUUUUAGUUUUAUUUUCAAGAGUGAGAUAUUUAUUUUUUUAAUCAAGAGGAAAAGUGUAUAUGAAAGUUAAGUGGUGGAAUCAAUAAGGAGGCUUAUGGGUAUCUUAGCUCAGAUGCUGAGUUGUGUUUUCAGGAUUUUGGUCAUGUGAAAGAUGGAGCAGGGAGACCUAAUGGCACACGUGCAGUUUGACUGAAUCACUGUCACAUGUAUUGUAGUUCAUGUGUGGUUGUACUGGUUUAUUUUACUACAUUUGUCUGGUUUGGAAAAUGUCUCAAAAUAGGAGAUUCAAGUAACGCAUGUCUGCGAUGUGCGACUGCUCUACUCACCAGGGAAUGUGAUGUAAAGAAGCACCUCGUGUGGCUCGGGCGCCGUGGAAGAGGUGACGGAGACAGAACAAAACCCACUGCCUUACAAUUUUAAAGUUUUGUAAAGUUGCAACACAUGAGCUUGAGGUUAUACGGUUGGUGAUGUUUUAUUUAAAGAAAUCAGAGUAUAUUUCUGCGAGAGAAAUUAAAGCUUUUGAUCUGCAGUCUACUGAGAAGUGUUGCUGUCGGUCAUGUGCCGGAGAGUGCAUGUCCUCUGCCUGCCUGUGUGUUGCUCGUAGCCUUUCAGCCGGCCUGCUGGCCUGCAGCAUGACACAAGGACUUGAGGGGUUGUCGUGGGGGAAACUCUUGACACUAUAUGUUUUUUUAAAAACCCAAGUAAGUGGAUUGACCACUUCACAGUCUGAAUGACUUCAAAAUAAUUUGCUUGCUUUUUUUUUUAAUUAAUCAACUAAAUCAAAAUGUGCAAUGUAAAGAAACAUGUUUGUUUGAGAGUGUGUCUGUAAAAGUCAGAUGAUGUAUGAUAAAUCUGCUAUGAAUGUAUCGUAUGAGAUGGAAUAAAGAGAAAUAUUUAUACUUUA
Hippoglossus stenolepis (Pacific halibut) is the source of this 2759-nucleotide messenger RNA. It is a transcript of the gene gid4, whose product is annotated as GID complex subunit 4 homolog. Gene Ontology annotation, cellular component: GID complex; extrinsic component of membrane. NCBI's taxonomy places the organism in Eukaryota, Metazoa, Chordata, Actinopteri, Pleuronectiformes, Pleuronectidae. The record is from RefSeq and is a predicted model, not a curated record. The transcript has 6 exons. Bases 116 to 805 code for a protein of 229 amino acids. Gene Ontology annotation, biological process: proteasome-mediated ubiquitin-dependent protein catabolic process; protein catabolic process in the vacuole; protein targeting to vacuole.